GGGGGGGGGGGGGAGAGAGGAGGAACCAGUGGGACAGGUUUCACACUGCUGUUCGGAUGCACCGUACAAAAAUGACAGAAGAGUUCAGAAAGCGGAGGAUGAGGGGAAUAUGCUCUCCCUCUCUCGCUGUCUCUCUCUGAGGGACAGAAACCAAGGAACAAGCCCCCACAAGGAGGUGUCGCUGAAAGGGCCGUGGGCGUUGGUGAACACAACAUUUCUACCAGAAAACCUAAAGACGAGAACCAAAGAGAAGCGAACACACAACAACAAAGAAAGUGAAAGAGGUUGUGUUGGGACUUACAUACUAAAGGCACCCUGAGGAAGAAAUGAGCAGAAGUACAAAAAACAGCAGCAGCAUAUUACAUGUGCAUCCAAGCUUCAGGAGAAGCCAAUCUGGCUGGAAUACUGCGUGCAGCCUGAGAUUCAAAGGAGAAGCAAAAAGGGAAAACAUAAUUCCACAGAAGGAGCACUAGAUCUGCCGAUGUCGAUAUAAUAACCUGGUAUGUGCAUGGAAUAAACUUAAAAUUUAAUUUCUAAAAAGUUUUCAGAUUUAUUGUAACUUCUGGAAUGAUUUAAGCAGUGCUACAAGGACUUCAAUGCUUGGUUCACACUGUUGGGGACUCGGUUUUGAAUUACCCUUUUAUUCUUUGGUUACAAACAGCUAUCAAUUUGGAUUUACUGAUAACAAGGGGAGUGAUUCCUGUAAAGAUGGACUUGUAUUUGGAAUCUACUUUGUUGCCUGAAUCCAGCAACCAUGCUCUAGCACCUGUAGAUGCAGAACAGGUCUCCAGAAUCUCUCCAGCAAAAACUGAAACCCACCCCACAGCUGGAUUCGUGCAGUCUACAGCUCCAAGGUUUAUAAUUCGAUCUGCCAAAAGCCUUUCCCUCGACUUGGGCACUCGGAACAAGCAGAAGGACCUGAGGAAGCUUGUGAGUAUCUUUGAGCCUGGGACUGGCACUGAGAUCAGCAGGGGGAGCAAAGCAGACAGUCAGGAGGGUGCAGUGGGAACACCCACCCACAAGGUCUCCAUGGUGAUGAACAGACAAAUACCAGAUACCUGGAUUACAUCCAAAAGUGAGCCCUGGCCAAAGAACCCAAACCAGCCAAAAAUUACGGCUCCUGAACAAAUGAGACGGACUGAUUACACACGUGAAGUGAAGCCUGAACCAACAGAUCCCAUGAGCCAAGGUGGCCAAUCAGGGCAGGGGACAGGGAGGAGGGGGAGGUCAGAAUGGAAGACAGUGAACUCCUCAAACAGGAGUAAGAGUUUGGACUGGGGAAGUGGAGUAUCUCACAUGGACAAGGGAGAAAGGACAGGGCUACAGGGAUACAGGGAUAACAGUGGUGGAUUUUUACCCAGACGAUCAGAAAGUUUCGAGAGAGGCAGAGGUGGAAACAACAUGACUACCCCAACAACAAAAAAAUUGGACCAAAAUUGUACAAGUGUUUCAUCCAGGAUCAACGAGUACAUUUUAGGUGAGGAAGUAGAACUGAAGAACCUCAGGAUCGUGUCUGCUGACCAGCCAGUGAUUUUAAGAAGAAGCAGACCAGUGUCAUUGCCUUUGCAGAUGGACAAUAGAGGUCAGUCUUUGCCAUCUCGGAUAAAACCAAGAUUGAGUGACAGUGAAGUUGAAGGGGACAUCAGUGUUUGGGGUCUUCACCAGAGCGGAAGAAGGAUAGCUGGGGAUGUGUCUUCAAACAAAUUUAUUUUUGGUUCAGUGACAUCAGACACGAGCACAAAACGUGAUGCUGGUUCAGACAGGCUGAAAAUCAAGCGAAACUCUUUGCCUGCUGAGGACUUGUCUCAGUACAGGAAGGGGGGCGAGCAGAGCCACCGCCGCAGCUCAUUUUCGAAUGACCCCGUGCUGGUGUCAGAACCGCCACGUCAGUGGAUCGGCGUGCCAUACGAGGGGAGGCAGGGAGGAACGUUCCCUCGCAGGUACAGCAAAGAGGAGAAGAAAGACUGUGAGACAGGAAGUACCUGGAUUUGCAGAAAUGGUAACGAUGGAAGCAAUAUUUCCAGUUUGAGGAGCUCAAACAGAGCCAUGGCAUGGUCUGAAUGGUCAGGGGACAGAUCUCCUAGGAGACGACAGCAAACUCAGACUUCACUGACUGAGAGGGACGAAAAGGAUUACAGAUUAUUAGACCGAGGCAGGAACAGUCAACCUUUCUCAGUUAAACCCAGAUCUGUGAUAAGCAUACCAAAGGUCACAUCACCUCAACAGCAGGUACAGUCUACCUUAGACAGUGCAGCAAUAACUGUUAAAGAUCUUCCACAGACUAUUCAGUCCAAGGCUGUCACAGAUGGAUGGGAGAAAGAGAGGGAGUAUAAAAAAGGAAAAGGGGAAAUGAAGGUUAUGGGGUCAGAUCUGGAUCCAGAAAGAGAGGAGGAGAGGAACAAGAUAAGGCACGAGGGAGGGUUUUGUGACAGAAAGACUGAAGGGAAGCUAACAAAACAUGAGGAAAGUAAGCAAAGCUGCAGCAAAACCAAGGAGCCCAAACCGCUCAAAGCCAAGGCUUUCUCUGAGAGAAGCCCUGCAGUGAAAUUCUGUGAAGGAACGGACUCAUUUUCGGACUCGCUCCCCAAAAUGAAACUGGCAUCAGUAUCACAGCCAGCAAGUUCAGCUUUGGGAGGGGUGAACAAAGAGUCAAAACAAGACUUGGCAGACUUUCCAGGAGGCAGACCUGAAUAUAGCUUAGUCAUUCAACCUACACUCAAAUCAUCCCAGCCAAUAAACUGGAGGGGACAUAAGGAAAAGGGUGAAGAGCAGGAUGAUGUUUUUAGACUGAACAGUACACCCAGGGUUCCGGGAAACAGGCCAAAUGGAGAGUUUAAAACAGGGGUUGAUUCCACGUCUUCGGAUAACGUGCGUAGUAAGAUCAACAGAUUUGAGACGCUGUCCCAACAGAGCCGGUCGAUGCCUCCUUAUCACCAGCUGUGGUCUAGGAGGGCAUUGUCUGUACCUGACCACCCUACGGAGGUGUUAGGGGUUACGAAGAGUAAUUCAGACAAAGCUUUGGGUGGGAUAAGAAGACCAGGACCAGUGGGCCCAGCAGAGAAGCAAUACUUUAAGAGAGUAGGGAGAGGAGAGGCUGAUGAAGGGGUGAGAAGAAACUGGGAGGUGAGGUCUUCUUCUGUGGAUGAAGGGGAACAGAGGAGAGAUUUCAGAGGAAGAGAGGUCUUGGAUAGUGGGAUCAGUUUUCCCCAACAAACAAAAUGGAGUGCUUAUAAAGAUGCUUCUUACAACUCCACAAUCAAUACAGAACCACAGAGGGAUUUCAAAGCUCCUUCAGAUGAGCCAGACAGUUCCAGGGCCAGCCAACAUGAAACUAAGUAUGCAUCAGGACAACAAGGAGAGAUUUCUAAGCCAGUUAUUACAAAAGACCGGAUGCCCACACUGCAAACCAACUACAACAACUCCAAUUCCAAUGGGGUUGGCAGAGUCACUGGCAUAACAAAUAUCAGUGGCAAGAAUACCUGUGAUUCAAAAAAUAUAUCUGAGACUGACAAGGGGGACAAGACGCGCAUUAACUCUUCCAGUAGAUCACCCUUCAUUUCCAACAACAAGAGCUAUGGCACUUCUGGCAGCACAUGUCCUGAUAAAGCUUCAGAAAGAAUACCUCAAACUUCAGCAAGCACUCGAAGCACCACAGAAGCAGCUCCACCUCCUGUGUGCAGGGUCAACGGCAUUCCAUCUGCCUCCUCCACACCAGCCCCAGAGUCAGCACCAAAGAAUUCCCUCCUUCACCCAGCCACAAGCUCCUCCUCCACUGAUCCUCAACUCUACAGUCAAGUGACUCACCAAAACCAGGCCGUGGGCCCCAAGGAGUCCUACGGUGCCGCCUUGGCCAGGUGGAGCUCCGAUGAAGAUUUGUGGGACGAUGAUGAUGAUGAUGAAGGAACAGAGAAAGGUUCCAAUUAUGACUCAGACUCAGGAGAAUCAUCGGUGACCAUCACCAGCAACAUGAGCCAAUCGGAUCGCCUGAGCUUCUCAGUCAGCCUGGCUGACCUGUGUAAUUUUGGAGCACUGGAUUACAAGGGCCAGGAUGACGACCCAGACGACAUGGAAGUGGAAGGUCGCUUGUCACACCGCACAGCCUCGCUCAGCUCAGACAUCUCUGCGCUCUCCUCCAUCUCCAUUAUGCCCACGGAAGAGCUGGAUCAGCUGCUGGACGAAGUCAAGGGUCUAGGAGAGGAGACUCUGCAGAACUAUGAGGACGUGCAGGUGGUUGUGCUGCACAAAGAGGUGGGCUGUGGUUUGGGCUUCACUGUUGCUGGAGGAGUGGAUCAGAACAAGCCCAUCACCGUUCACAAAGUGUUUCCUUCUGGUCUGGCGUCCCAAGAGGGCUCAAUGAGGGAGGGUGACCAGGUCCUGUCCAUUAAUGGCACGGCGCUGAAGGACUCCGCCCACUGGGAGGCGCUGCGCAUUCUGAGGAGGGCUCGCACUCGGCCCAUGGCUGUUGUGGUGCUGCAGAAAGGGGGCGCCACUGAGACAAAGAAAAACAGUGCUGAUUGUUGUCAGGCAGCGGUUGACCAGCACACUGCAAAAAAGGGCAGGACAAUUCAAGUGGUGCUGAACAAAUUCAGCACAGACCUGGGCUUCAGUCUGGAGGGGGGACUGGGCUCCAACACAGGAGAUAGACCCCUCACUGUGAAAAAGCUCUUCCAAGGGGGCCCAGUGGAUCAUGUGUUUCCUGGAGAUGAGCUCCUGGAAAUUGAAGGUCAGACCAUUCAGGGACUGCGGCGGUUGGAAGCUUGGAACUUGAUUAAGAAACUUCCACCUGGUCCGGUGGACGUGGUGCUGAAUCGGCCUUUCAGACCGCAAUGAGAAACGGGGAAGUGACAACACGAACUGGACCUCUGACCUCAGAGGACUCAUGAGCCGAUUAAAGAGGAGACGCAGAAAUGACUUUGCUAUACUUUCGACUCAGAGGGUCGAAGAGCCAGAGAAAGAGUGGUGGUUUUGCACCGUAUUCUCAACAGGCAUGAUUUCAAAGUGUGAAUAACUGAAGAUGUCUCACACACACACAGGAAGAGGUGCAAACUACACAAGCAGGGUCUUCAGCUCUGGCUCUUAAAGGCCCACUACUAGGCAACUUGGCACUGAAGGAAACUUGACCUCUUACUCCUGGCUGAGCCCUGGGAUAAAAAGAUAUGGAACUGAAUCAAAGCAUCUGAAAGUUUCAUGGCAGAGGGAGGUUCACAUGGUAAUAACCAACAAAAACGUAUUUCAUUGGCAGGGAGUGUGGGGGGUGGGAAUUAAUGUGAAGUAGACCAAGGAAACCGGCUGCAAUGGCAGUGAGGGACAGAAUGAAGGAUGGAGGUGGAAUUCAGGAAUGUAGAGGAUAACUAGCUAUAGAGAGCACAUUACACUGGUUGAAGAAGGGUGUGGAGGAAAUGAAAGUUUCUUUGAUUUUACAGGAAAAACUAAAAAUAAUUUCCUAAAUGUGUUAUGUUGUAUAUCUUUUUCUUUAAAUUACACGUAUAUUUAUUUGAAAAGCAUUCAAAGAUUUUCUUUGAUAUAGUAUUAAAUUAUUAUAAAAGACCUGUAGGCAUCCCCUCAUGAUUUUAGAUGUAUUUGUUGUUUCAGAUAACUGUGUUAAGUUUGUAUCUGUUUUUAAAUGAAAACAUAAAAAAUUGGCAAUGAAAGCCUAAUAAUG
Molecule: messenger RNA, 5662 nt
Organism: Anguilla anguilla (European eel)
Lineage: Eukaryota; Metazoa; Chordata; Actinopteri; Anguilliformes; Anguillidae
Exons: 7
Coding region: 709-4830 (1373 amino acids)
Biological process (GO): leukocyte chemotaxis; induction of positive chemotaxis
Molecular function (GO): cytokine activity; CD4 receptor binding
Source: RefSeq, a predicted model, not a curated record